GGCCCGUUGUCGAAGCGUAGCUCCUUUAAAUGAGACGGUGAAAUGUUGACGGCCGGAGUUGAUGAAGUUGGUGAGUGUUUGAUGAACGCGUACGGUUUUAAAUCAACUGCGCGGUCUGUUCGUUGAUAGUUCGAACGAAGUGUGGCGGCGGCAGUUUUUUUUUUUUUUAACGUUUUUCACGAGUAGACUCGUCUGAGAACGUAAAAGUUUAAAUGUCAGUUAACAACCGGCUGCCGUUAACGUUACCUGUCGUUACCGACACCAGCGGGAACGAGCGCCGCGGCCCUCGUGUCGUUCUGGGAUGACGCAAAAAAAUAAACACAUCUCCCACAUUUUUAGGGAGAAAUAAGGAUUUAGUUCCUCCGUGAACCGCAUACAUUGAACGACACGCACAGAAUGCCAGGGGACCACGAUCAAAACAGGAAGCGCCGCCCCCCCAAAAUGUUUUUGAUCUCGACCGACCUGAAGGUGCAGGACCAGCUGGACGGUACCAUUGUUCUGCAGCGGGGGUACAUGUGCCAGGAGCAAGACUCCGGCAGGAGCAGAGGCGACUCCCCUUGGGUCAAGGUGUUAGACAACGACUUGAUGUUGAAAAUAGAGAGGAAGUACCUGCUCGAAAUCCCGACCGACCUCAACGGCCUGCUGGAAGCCGUAUGUGAACCGGAGGCUCGAUUUAAACUUCUAGGUAGUCCCGGGAAGCUGCAGCAGAUGGUCGCGUUGCCUGUCGACUCUCCGCUGUGGGUCCAGAUGGGCUCGCAGGACGAGCUGGCCGAGGCCGAUCUCAAAUACGUCGGGCCGCUGACCAGGGGGAGCAGCGCCGUGUGGUUCGGGGUGCAGCUCAAGGGUCGGGCAGCAGGUAGAGGAAUAAGCAACGGCUCCUUCAAGGGCCACCGGCUCUUCUCCUGCCCCGACGCCUGUGCCCUCUUCCUCCCGGUCAGCCACAUCCGCCUGCGCCACUGGUCCCGCAACAAUUCCACUGGCGCCCACGAGCGAGACCUCCAACACCCCCCCCACCGCAGCGGUGCCUACAACCCCCCCAGCAACGGCCACCAUAGCAACAACGAGCGUCCAAGUCCUCAGCAGCAGCAGCAGCAGCAGCAGCAGCACGGCCGGCACGUCAGCUUCCAGCAGCAGCCCGGCAGCCCCCCCCAGUCGCCGGGCGCGGCCGUCCUCUCUCGAACCGCCGAGCCGUCGGCCCUCGCCGCUCAGAGCCAGGCGCCGGUCCGAGGGCCGCUCCACGUGGGCCAGCGCGUGUGCUUCCCUCUGGAGAGCGGCGUCCAGGGGGGCGAGGUGCGCUUCUGCGGCCCGCUGCCCGGGCGCCCCUCGUCGGGGCCGUACGUCGGCGUCCUGCUGGACGCUCCCGUCGGCAACUGGGACGGCGUUUACAAGGGCGAGCCGCUCUGCCACGUUCCCUCCGCCCUCUACGGAGUCCUUCUGCCCGUCUCCAAGGUCUCCCCAGAGACGAAACCCCACCGUCAGAACCCCCCCCUCCAGAUGACCAGACCCAUCCUGAAGUCGGCCCCGCCCCCGGCCACCCGGCCCGGCCCUUUGUCGCCGCCGGCCUCCGCCCCCAAAGUGGCCCUGAUGCCCCCCGGCAAAGCGGCGCCUAGACCUCCCCCGCCGCCCAAACCCGCCCACAAAGCCCCGCCUCUCCCGCCUCCCAAACCCCGCAGCCCGACGACGACGCCGCCGCAGCAGCAGCUGCACGCCAACGGGGCGCACGGCCCGCCCUCGCCGCUGAGGUCCCCGGGCGGCAGCGAGGGCGAGGAGGCGGGGCCGCGCGGCGAGCUGGAGGUGGGCUCGAUGGUGGAGGUGAACGAGCCGCCGCUCUUCGGGGUCAUCCGAUGGGUCGGACAGAUCGGCGGCGUCCCGGAGCCGGUGGCGGGAAUAGAGCUGGACCAGGAGCUCUCUGCGGGAACCGACGGCAGUUACCUCGGCGAACGCCAUUUCCGUUGCCCGGCCAACAAGGGGCUGUUCGUCAAGCUCCGCAACUGCCGACGGGACUCCAGGUUUCCCGCCCCCGAGACGCCCGUCAAUCAAGUGGAGCGAUGCAACUCCAUAGCCUUCGCCGAGUGGGGCAGCGAGCGGGUGGAGGAGCACACCCCCCCGGUGGACGGGGGCGAAGCCGCCGAUCUCUACCAGGGCAGCAAGAGGGGCAUCCAGGGUCACCUGAACUCCUGCUACCUGGACGCCACGCUCUUCAGUUUGUUCUCCUGCUGCAGCUCAGCGGACUUUGUGUUGUUCUGGCCGUCUGACUCUGACGCCGACUCGAGUCGCGCGCAGGACCUGCUGCGCUGCGAGAUCGUCAACCCGCUGCGAAGGAACGGCUACGUGUGUGCCAGCAAGACCAUGGCGCUGAGGCGGCUGCUGGAGGCGCCGAACAGCGACACGGGCUUCACCAGCCAGGAGAAAGACCCCGAGGAGUUCCUCAACCGGCUUUUCCAGCUCCUCCGAGUCGAGCCGCUCCUCAAGAUCAGGUCAAUGACGCGGCAGCCUCAGGAGGGCCACCUCUACCAGCUCUUCCCGCCUACGCUCCCCCCCUCUCCCCGCUCGCCUUCCCCCUCCUCCUCCACGCUCGGCUCGCCCGCCCCCCUCCCCUCGCCCAGUCACAUGAGGGUCGCCAGCGUCCAGGCGCUGCUGGAGUCCUCCUUCCUCCACGCCGGCCUCAAGUUUGUCGAGACUCCCUCCUGCCUUCUUACUGCUCAUGUCUCGGGAUCGGGAAGGACUUCAAAAUGUUUGACGCCAAUCUUGCCGACUCUCAGCCUGGACGACACCGACCUGCUGGACGACGCUCUGAGGCAGUGCAGCAUCUGUCAGGCCGUGGCCGAGUUCGAGUGUCUCCAGUGCUACGACGACCCCGACAUCACUCCCGGUCACCUCAAGCAGUACUGCCAGACGUGCAACACGCAGGUGCACAGUCACAGGAAGCGGGCGUCCCACGUGCCGGCGAGCGUGGCCGUCCCCGGGGGUCCGUGGUCCGGCGGGCAGCUGUGCGCGCGCCAGCGGAUGUCGCUCUUCGCCGUGACGUGCAUCGAGACCAGCCACUACGUGAGCUUCGUCAAGCACGGGCCCGACGCCGCCGACUGGCUGUUCUUCGACAGCAUGGCCGACCGUGAAGGUGGCGAGAACGGAUUCAACAUCCCCCGCGUGAAGGCGUGUCCGGAGGUGGGCCGCUACCUCAGCCUGUCGCAGGACCAGCUGAGAAGAGUUGACCCCGCCUCCUUGCGUGAGUCGGCCCGGCGCCUGCUGUGUGACUCCUACAUGUGUCUGUACCACAGCCCCGAGCUCAGCCUGUACAAGUGACACACACACACACAGUAGAGCUGACAGCUGGAGCCCCUGUUACUCCUCGCAAAUUCAGUGCGUUGUGGGUUGUUGUGGUUUUUUCCCUCCAAACAUUACGCAACCAGUAACUUUAGUUUCUAACCCAAACAAUGAUGAGGUGAUAUUUACAACUUACAUUUACUGAUUUUGAUACUACUUUGAUUCUACUAUUUUGUGUUUUGAAAGCUCACAACGUGUUGUACAGAACGAGACGGGAGAUUUGUUUCUGGCCUGCUGUUUGCAGCGGAUGGAUCAUUUCGUCUCCCUGAUGGUUGAAAGAGUCUUUUGAUAUGCAUGAUGGUGCGUUCAGGACGUCUGUAUGUGCUGCUAAACGACACUUUUUCACCAGCCUGGACGCUUGGGGCCGUCCGAUCCCGUUUAAGAUGCAUUUGAGUGUUUGUUUUUUUUAUGCUGUUGGACGCGGACCUCCUUCAGGCCGCGUCACAAGAAAACCGUCCACCUGGAGAAGGGAGAGAACGAAACGUGUUUAUAGUGAAACCGUCUGCUACGUUUACACGAGAACAGCCGUAUGAUCCAAUGCGCCUGAUGAACACACAGCCGGUAGUCUGUUGGUGGUUUGAAAUGCUCGAUGGUAGGUUAGUGGUAUUUGGGGUCCGUGCCGGCCUUUAGACUUUAACUGUGCCUUAAUAACGCUCACAAAUGGUUUGCUGAACCACUGUGCCUGUAGCCUGUAACACACUUUACACUUUCUAUUUUGCACUGCUUCCUUUACAUGUCAGUAUGCGCGUGUGUGUAAAUAAUAGUAUUGCCUUAAACUGACUGUGAAGAUUGCACUUGGAUGUUUAAACUUUUGUCAUGCUGACGGGUUGUUUGAUACAAUACAGCUGCAAAUAAAUGCCUUGCUAUCACCCUCCA
Molecule: messenger RNA, 4200 nt
Organism: Gasterosteus aculeatus aculeatus (three-spined stickleback)
Lineage: Eukaryota; Metazoa; Chordata; Actinopteri; Perciformes; Gasterosteidae
Source: RefSeq, a predicted model, not a curated record